UCGAAGUGACAACAUCAUCUCAGAGACAUUUCUGAAUACUUUGAAAAAUAAACCUAUAAUCUCGAAAAAUGGGCGUAACACAAUCUGUGGAGAACAUGAAGAGCAGCGAGGAUACCACUGUGGCGGCUGCAGGACCUGGCGGCAUGUGCUGCCUCUUGCCACGCCCUCGUCUGAGGGGCCUGCUCACCAAGAUCCAGAGGAUCCUGCGCCACAAAGUCAGCAUCUCUUCGAGGAAGCACAAGAGCAAGACCAGCAAGCUGAGCCGAUCCCGCUCCAAGUCGAACCUACUGCGCACCAUGCCCCGGUGCUCGUCCUUCGGAUCCUGCGGCACCCUUCUGACUGCCGCCAAGGCAACUGGGCUAACCACCAUGGACCGGCAUUACGCCCAGUGGAAGUGCAGCUUCGAGCACUCCGUCGGCCUGGAGAAGCGUCCGCUCCACGACAUCAGCGAGGCCAUCGCCGGCCAGGUCACACCACGCGGCUUUCCCUCCCACACUGACGCUCGCCGCUGUCUCAUUCCCGAGGCGGAGGACUCCAUUCCCGAGUCGCCGCUGUACGAGGCGAAGGUGCGCCGCCGCCUCAGUCUGCGCAUUCCUGUCCAGCCCCGCCUCCCAGUGCGUCGGCCCUCCGCCCGUCAAAAGGCCGCCCAGGCUCGCAUGGAGGCUCAGAUCCAGAAGGAGCUCUGCGACCUGGAGGACUACUACGGGGGCUUCCACUUUGCCCAGCGCAACGAGCGCUUGGUGCGCAUCUAA
This is a messenger RNA of Drosophila bipectinata, 752 nucleotides long. RefSeq names its product nullo (gene nullo). Lineage: Eukaryota; Metazoa; Arthropoda; Insecta; Diptera; Drosophilidae. The record is from RefSeq and is a predicted model, not a curated record.